UGUCACUCCAAAACGGUGUUAAAUACCGUGUUGUUGCCGCUUUUUCCCAAGCACGGAAAAGAAAAGUUUUGCAUCGAAAAAGUGUUCAAAAACGGCAGAAACCAUCACUCAUCGGCGAGAAAAUCGUUCAACCGAUCACAAUAGAUAGAAUGUCCGAUCGAGAUCGAGAAUAUCGUGGCGGCGGAGGAGGAGGAGGUGGUCGUGGUGGUGGCGGAGGAGGAGGCGGCGGCGGAGGUGGUGGUGGUGGUGGACGCCAUCGUUCACGGUCCCGCGAGCGUCGUCGCAGCCGGUCCCGGAGCAGGGGAGAACGGAGAAGAUCGUCCCGGUCCCGCUCGCCGUACCGGAAGCACCGUUCCCGUAGGCGCAAGCCGUCCCUGUACUGGGAUGUUCCACCGCCCGGUUUCGAGCACAUUACGCCGCUACAGUACAAGGCGAUGCAGGCGGCGGGACAGAUUCCGGCCAACAUAGUGGCGGACACGCCGCAGGCAGCCGUGCCCGUGGUGGGCUCGACGAUUACGCGCCAGGCGCGCCGGCUGUACGUGGGCAACAUACCGUUCGGCGUGACGGAGGAGGAGAUGAUGGAGUUCUUCAACCAGCAGAUGCACCUUUCCGGGCUGGCGCAGGCGGCCGGCAACCCGGUGCUGGCCUGUCAGAUCAAUCUGGACAAAAACUUUGCGUUCCUGGAGUUCCGCUCGAUCGACGAAACGACGCAAGCGAUGGCAUUCGACAGCAUUAACUUUAAGGGGCAAAGCUUGAAAAUUCGUCGACCGCACGAUUACCAGCCAAUGCCCGGUAUGACUGAUUCGGCCGCGGUCAACGUUCCCGAAAAAUUCUCCGGUGUUAUCAGCACAGUGGUACCGGACUCGCCGCACAAGAUCUUCAUCGGAGGUUUGCCGAACUAUCUGAACGAGGACCAGGUUAAGGAAUUGCUGCUAUCGUUCGGUCAACUGAAAGCGUUCAAUCUGGUCAAGGACGCCGCGACCGGGCUGGGUAAAGGUUAUGCCUUUGCCGAGUACGUCGAGUACACGGUUACGGAUCAGGCAAUUGCAGGGCUGAACGGUAUGCAGCUGGGCGAUAAAAAGCUGAUCGUACAACGUGCCAGUGUAGGAGCGAAGAACUCGAACGCGGCCGUCGUCGCACCGGUCCAGAUUCAGGUGCCCGGUCUUUCGCUAGUCGGUUCGUCGGGUCCUCCGACCGAGGUGCUGUGCCUGCUGAACAUGGUCACGCCGGACGAGCUGAAGGACGAGGAAGAGUACGAGGACAUUCUCGAGGACAUUCGGGAGGAGUGCAACAAGUACGGUGUGGUGCGGAGCGUCGAAAUCCCGCGCCCCAUCGAAGGGGUGGACGUGCCCGGCUGCGGCAAGGUGUUUGUCGAGUUCAACUCGAUCGUCGACUGCCAGAAGGCGCAGCAAGCGCUUACUGGGCGCAAGUUUAGCGACCGUGUGGUCGUCACGUCGUACUUCGAUCCAGAUAAGUAUCAUCGGCGCGAAUUUUAAGCGACUUUCUCCACAUCAGUGCAGCUGCUGCGGGCUGCUGCUGCUUAUGGCGGGCGAUCUCUGUGCGGUGUGCACAGUGACGAGCGCUGCAACUUUGAAACAUCAUAAAUCUACACAAUUCCAUUCGCUUGAAGAUUCCUGCCCGACGCAGCUGUCCAUAAGUCAA
Anopheles merus is the source of this 1662-nucleotide messenger RNA. It is a transcript of the gene U2af50, whose product is annotated as splicing factor U2AF 50 kDa subunit. Gene Ontology annotation, cellular component: U2-type prespliceosome; U2AF complex; nuclear speck. Gene Ontology annotation, biological process: mRNA processing. The transcript is spliced from 6 exons. The record is from RefSeq and is a predicted model, not a curated record. Bases 150 to 1496 code for a protein of 448 amino acids. NCBI's taxonomy places the organism in Eukaryota, Metazoa, Arthropoda, Insecta, Diptera, Culicidae. Gene Ontology annotation, molecular function: poly-pyrimidine tract binding; pre-mRNA 3'-splice site binding.